GCAUAAAUUCUCAAAGGCAGAGAAAAAGCUAGGGUUUCAUCUUUGCUGCAGAACUAUCAUCUCCUUCAGAAAACGAACUACGACACGAUGAUCUACGACGUUAACUCUCCUCUGUUCCGAUCCUUCCUCAGCCAAAAGGGAGGUUCCUCCGAUAAGAGGAAAACCGAGGAACAGAAGCCAAAAGAGCAGAGACCCAAAGCCAAUGAGAACAAACCUGUUAUGACAGAGUGAUAGCAGCUUGGCUCCAUUCAGGUGUGGAAUGGAAUUGGAUAGUAGGUAGUUGUUUUGAUGGUGCUAUAAAGUUAUUUCUUGGCUGUAUUUGAUAUUUGUCAUGUGACUUUGUAGCAUGUCAUUGUAAUGGCUUGAUUUCGGUUAUUGCUAUUAUAAUGUUAUGAACUUGUGAUGGACCGGUUUUAAAUUCGAUGCAUAAUAUGCAAUGAAGGCACUCGUUUAGAAGUUUA
This is a messenger RNA of Lotus japonicus, 461 nucleotides long. RefSeq names its product wound-induced basic protein. Lineage: Eukaryota; Viridiplantae; Streptophyta; Magnoliopsida; Fabales; Fabaceae. The transcript has 2 exons. The record is from RefSeq and is a predicted model, not a curated record. The coding region runs from base 88 to 231 and encodes 47 amino acids.